AUGGGCGCGGGGCCAGCGGCCGGGUUCUGGCCGCCUAACAAACUUGUUCUCAAUGUGUGUUUUCUCAACGGAGGCGAAUAUGAACAGAGUACGGUCAAAUCCUUGGUCAGAAUGCAUUAUAACUCUAUCCCCAUGCGCCUCCGCUUCAAGUUCCUAUCAGAAUGGGACACAAGCCCUUCCGACAUUCGUAUUCUAUUCACAGACCAUUCCAAAGCCUAUAUCGGACGUCAAGCCGAGGCCUACCCAGGCCAGCCUACCAUGUGGCUCAAUAUGCACCCUAGAUUGCACACGCAGGACGCCGCUCGGGACAAGGUGCAAGCCGACGUUCUCCACGAGUUCGGGCACGCAUUGGGCCUGGUACACGAGCAUAAGCACCCGCAGUGCAAGGCCAAGUGGAACUACGGCCAGCUUAUGGACAGGAAUCGAUGGGAUUUGGACUUGGUGCGCCGCAACUACGACGAUGAUACGUCUAGCGCCAUCAAUGCCAGGUGGGACCGGGCGUACGAUUCAAAGUCGAUUAUGCACUACGCUAUCGCGAGGGGAGACACGCAGAGCGGGCUGAGGGAAGUCCCUGAGAAUAUUGUGCUCUCUGACGGCGACAAGGAGACGUUAGCGCUGAUCUACCCAUCGGUUGCUGUUGUGAAGCAACACUCCACAGUGCCUAAAGAGCCCACGAAGGGCCAUGUGAAGGAGAAAAGGGAGAAGAAGAUACGUCCUGAGAAGCUGAAGCCCUAUCAGAAAUCGUAUGUCAGCGGGAACAACUCUGCCGUGGUUUGCGGAGGCUACGUAAAGGUAAGUGGUAACGCGAGUGCGACAAUCCAUGGCGGCGGCGAGGUUGUCGUCUCCGGCAAUAGCAAGACGGUCGUCUAUGGUGAUAGCACGGUCCGGGCCAGCGAAAAUGCCUAUGUUUAUGUCAACGGCGGUGGCUCUGCAAGGGUGAGUGGGAACGCCGCGGUCGAAUUCACAGGCACAGCCACAGGAGAUGUCACUGAGAACGGUUCUAUUCGUUGGAACGUCUGA
Aspergillus lentulus is the source of this 1020-nucleotide messenger RNA. RefSeq lists its product as uncharacterized. NCBI's taxonomy places the organism in Eukaryota, Fungi, Ascomycota, Eurotiomycetes, Eurotiales, Aspergillaceae. Gene Ontology annotation, biological process: proteolysis. Gene Ontology annotation, molecular function: metalloendopeptidase activity. The record is from RefSeq and is a predicted model, not a curated record.